This is a messenger RNA of Drosophila melanogaster (fruit fly), 884 nucleotides long. RefSeq names its product heat shock protein 23 (gene Hsp23). Lineage: Eukaryota; Metazoa; Arthropoda; Insecta; Diptera; Drosophilidae. Gene Ontology annotation, molecular function: unfolded protein holdase activity. The record is from RefSeq and is marked reviewed. The coding region runs from base 117 to 677 and encodes 186 amino acids. Gene Ontology annotation, cellular component: cytoplasm. Gene Ontology annotation, biological process: response to heat; protein refolding. The transcript has a single exon.
CGGCGUCAGUUGAAUUCAAAAAGCCAAAGCGAUAACAGCUAAAGCGAAAGUAACCUAUCAACAAAAGAAGUUUAUUCUUUGAAGGAGAAUCAUCUUGAAGCAAUUAAAAAACAAAAAUGGCAAAUAUUCCAUUGUUGUUGAGCCUUGCCGACGAUUUGGGCCGAAUGUCGAUGGUGCCCUUCUAUGAGCCCUACUACUGCCAGCGCCAGAGGAAUCCCUACUUGGCCCUGGUUGGACCGAUGGAGCAGCAGCUGCGCCAGCUGGAGAAACAGGUGGGCGCCUCGUCGGGAUCGUCGGGAGCCGUGUCGAAAAUCGGAAAGGAUGGCUUCCAGGUCUGCAUGGAUGUGUCGCACUUCAAGCCCAGCGAACUGGUGGUCAAAGUGCAGGACAACUCCGUCCUGGUGGAGGGCAACCAUGAGGAGCGCGAAGAUGACCAUGGCUUCAUCACUCGUCACUUUGUCCGCCGCUAUGCUCUGCCACCCGGUUAUGAGGCUGAUAAGGUGGCCUCCACCUUGUCCUCCGAUGGUGUCCUGACCAUCAAGGUGCCCAAGCCACCGGCAAUCGAGGAUAAGGGCAACGAGCGCAUCGUUCAGAUCCAGCAGGUGGGACCCGCCCAUCUCAAUGUGAAGGAGAAUCCCAAGGAGGCGGUGGAGCAGGACAAUGGCAACGAUAAGUAGAGGACUCGUUCCGAGAGAUGCCCUGCAUUAUUUAACCAUUAUCAAAGUCAUACAUCUGUUUUAUAAGCUGUAGUUAUCCAAGGACACUUCACUCAUACACAAUAGCCAUUAAGGGUGUCCUGCUUUAAUCUUAGUUUGGAAUAUGUAUUACUAAAUUGGCGAAAUUAAUAUUACCCAUAAAAAUAAAUAACAAGUACACUUACUUAU